AUGUCAGAGGACUACAAGUGCAAUAAUCAAUCCACCUUCAUGGUGGAGCAGAUGGUCCUCAUAGAUAUUCGAAAGUUGCUACAAUCAAUGCAGAAGGAUAUAAAGUCAUACCCACUUCCAGAUAUCGAUGACACAUAUGACGCCUCCCAUGAUAUUCCUAGAGAGAUUUUUGAGGAGGCUAGCAUUGAGGCUAACAAGGAUGAUGUGGCUCUGUUAGACACCCUUAAUGAGGAGCAGUGGGCUACCUACGAUGAGAUUAUGUCCUCAGUUGAUACUAAACAUGGGGGUCUCUUCUUUGUGGAUGGUCCUGGUGGGACCGGAAAGACUUAUCUCUAUAAAGCACUUCUUGCUACUAUACGCAGUCAGAAAAAGAUUGUCGUGGCAACAACUACAUCUGGUGUUGCGGCAUCAAUAAUGCCUGGUGGUAGAACCGCCCACUCGCGCUUCAAGGUUCCCCUCACCCUCGAUGAUGGGGCCUUCUGUAGCUUUACGAAACAGAGUGGUACUGCCAAGCUACUUCGGACUGCAUCCCUUAUUAUUUGGGACGAGGUGACAAUGAUGAAGAGGCAAGGUGUCGAAGCACUAGACAUCAGUCUCCGUGAUAUAAUGGACCAACCUGAGCUGCCAUUUGGAGGGAAGACCAUAGUGUUUGGUGGAGAUUUUAGACAGGUUCUUCCUGUUGUUCGGAGAGGGUCGAUGGCUCAGGUGGUCAGUGCUUCGCUACGGAUGUCAUACCUUUGGGAUUGCAUGCGCCAUCUCAAACUGGUGCAUAACAUGAGGGCAAACAGUGACCCAUGGUUUGCAAAAUACUUGCUGCGCAUUGGUGGAGGUUCUGAGGAGCGAAUGGCGAUGAUGAAAUCUGUCUUCCUCAUGAUAUAUGCAUACUGCACAUCGGAGAAGAUAGUGACCUUGAUAUUCUAA
Molecule: messenger RNA, 921 nt
Organism: Sorghum bicolor (sorghum)
Lineage: Eukaryota; Viridiplantae; Streptophyta; Magnoliopsida; Poales; Poaceae
Product: ATP-dependent DNA helicase PIF2
Exons: 1
Coding region: 1-921 (306 amino acids)
Biological process (GO): telomere maintenance; DNA repair
Molecular function (GO): DNA helicase activity
Source: RefSeq, a predicted model, not a curated record